AUCAAAGUCCCACCAAUUCACAGCCUCCACGUUGCAAACCAUUUGCUUUGCGGCACGACAAAACAGAGCCAGAAGAAGAACAAGAAGGAGUAGACCUUCAUGAAAAUCCAAAAUCCAAACAUAUAUUAGUUUCUUCCAUCAAAUUGAUAUUGGGUUUCAUUUUCUCUUUUCCUGCCUCUUUGAUCUGAGGUUUGUUCGUGAUGAUGCUUUGUUUGGGUCGGAAUCCUGGCCUCUUCUACUCUCUAGUUUCGUUUCAUCGGUACGAUUCUCCGUAUACUUGCAAGAGAUUUCUCCAUGGAAGUGGCAGGUUCAGCGCGAGAUGGCCCCUGAUGGCGUUAGAAUCGGACUCCUCUUUUGCCGCCUCUGUUGACUCUGAUGUAGCCGACAAAAACGCUGCCGGAUUCUGUAUCAUUGAAGGGCCUGAAACUGUACAAGAUUUUGCCAAAAUGGAACUACAAGAAAUUCAGGAUAACAUUAGAAGUCGUAGGAACAAGAUUUUCUUGCAUAUGGAAGAGGUUCGUAGACUCAGGAUACAGCAGAGGAUUAAAAGUGCUGAAUUAGGAUUGAAAGAAGAGCGAGAGAAUGAACUUCCAAACUUUCCAUCGUUUAUUCCUUUCUUGCCUCCGUUGAGUGCAUCAAACCUUAAGCAAUAUUAUGCGACUUGUUUAUCUCUUAUUGCUGGGGUGAUGCUUUUUGGUGGCCUCCUUGCUCCCACUUUGGAGCUUAAGCUGGGACUAGGGGGCACAUCAUAUGCAGAUUUUAUCCGUAGUAUGCAUCUUCCUAUGCAGUUGAGUCAGGUUGAUCCCAUUGUGGCAUCAUUCUCGGGUGGGGCAGUUGGGGUGAUUUCAGCAUUAAUGGUUGUUGAGAUCAACAAUGUUAAGCAGCAGGAGCAAAAGAGAUGCAAGUACUGUCUUGGUACUGGAUAUCUUGCGUGUGCUCGCUGUUCAAACACAGGAUCACUUGUUCUGAUUGAGCCAGUAACCACCGUCAAUGGCAGAGAUCAGCCUUUAACACCUCCAAAAACUGAGAGAUGUUCUAACUGUUCUGGAUCUGGCAAGGUUAUGUGUCCAACAUGUCUCUGCACUGGAAUGGCCAUGGCAAGUGAACAUGAUCUUCGCAUUGAUCCUUUUGACUAGAAAUGGCCAUGGCAAGUGAACAUGAUCUUCGCAUUGAUCCUUUUGACUAGAGCUCUUGUACAAAAUUAGUGUUCCAUGUUAUGCAAUUCGUAAUGUGUUAUUGUGUUAUAGACGUUUUGGCAAUGGAACACUGGAAUUUUUUUUGUAUAUAUGUACUAAUACUUAAUUACAUACAGAUAGGGAAAAAAAAGAGAAUAAGAAUAAUUAUGAUAUAACAUUUUCUACAUUUUUAAUGGCUAGUUGUGCUAAACGUGAGAGUUUGUACAUGAA
This is a messenger RNA of Neltuma alba, 1406 nucleotides long. Its product is annotated as protein ORANGE-GREEN, chloroplastic. The record is from RefSeq and is a predicted model, not a curated record. Lineage: Eukaryota; Viridiplantae; Streptophyta; Magnoliopsida; Fabales; Fabaceae. The coding region runs from base 201 to 1136 and encodes 311 amino acids. The transcript is spliced from 8 exons.